GAACCUUAUCAGCUUUUGCUUUUAGAAGGAAGCUGUUCCUCAACUUUCCCAUCAGCAUUGUUUGCCCAUUUUCCCUCUAAACGAAGAAGGGAGGUUUCUCUCGCUGUGCUCCGUCCAACACCAUCUGAAGCUGCGCCGCAGAUAUGUUGCUAACAAAUCGCCUUCUGCUGCUCUUCUUCUUUCGCGCUUUCUGUAUGAAAACAAUAGUUGAUGAAGUCCAAGCACAAGCGAGCAAGAGUAUAACAUACCCUGCUUUAGAUCCCAACAAACCAGUAGAGCCAGCUAUCACCGUCGGCUCUUCAGUCACCACAGACGAUAACUCCUCUUGGAUCUCCUCCUCCGGCAACUUUGCCUUCGGAUUCUACGGCGAGAGCGACGGUUUCUUCGUCGGGAUUCGGCUUGUCGUCUCGUCCACAGAAACCGUGGUGGUGUGGACUGCGAGGCCUGAUUUGAAGCGCUUUUCGAAAGACGCCUUCCUAAACUUCACCGAAGAGGGGCUUUUCGUCACCCCGGAGAAAGAAGCGGUGGCUAUUCCUCUCUUCAAGUUCUCCUUGAAUGCCACGUCUGCCAACAUGCUCGAUAACGGUAACUUUGUCGUCUUCGGCUCCGACAUCUCCAAUAUCUCUAGUACGUCUGAAGUCGUCUUAGCCACCGGCGUCACUGCGGCUGCCAAGCCUGGGGUAGCCUAUGGCAGCUCUUGCAGCUCAUCUUCGAGGUGUAGCUCGACUGUUGGUGGAACCUACAAGUCCAUCCGCUCCUGCAGCGCAUAUACGAGGUGCAGGGCGAGUACGUCUUCAGACAGUAUUAUUUGGCGAAGCUUUGAUUUCCCCAGCGAUACGAUUCUUGGGGACCAAUACUUGCCCUGCGGCUCUAACCUCACCUCCUCCGCCGGCGAGAAGGACCACUCCAUCGGAAAGUACAUCCUAAACUUUCCAUGCGGCGGCGCCAGCUUAAUCUUCUACGGAUUGAAGUCUUCACGCGAUGUUUGGGAUACCGGGGCCUCCGGCGGCGAUUACAACUAUCUAAACCUUGGUGAUGACGGCCGCCUCUACCUCACCUCUUCCGGUGGAAAUGAGAAGGACAUCUCUGACUAUAAACCUAAUAAAGAUACUUCCCAUGUCAUGAUAUACCGCGCGACCCUCGACUCGGACAACAUUUUCCGGCUCUACGCUCACAACCUCCCGGACAAAUCGACCAAAAUGGUUAAUGAGAUUCCUAAUAUUAGGGACAGUUGCCAGAACAAAGGUAUCUGCGGCGUCAACAGCUAUUGCAUGCUCGUCUAUGGCAACGCAGAAUGCAAAUGUGUGCCCGGGUUCGAGAUCAUGAGCCGGGACUCACAAGUCACCGACUGCCGGAGGAUCAAAACGGUUCCAAGCUGCGUCAACCUUACGAGCUCGGCCGCCGCCGUCUUCCACAUGGAGGAGCUGAAUAACAUAGCGGGAAUGGAAAAUUUGGCUUACGGCGAACUCUCACUGGCGAGCCGGGAGGAGUGUAGCAACGCCUGCCUCAACGACUGCAACUGCUACGCUGCCUCGUUCAUUGAUCAGAAGUGCUUGAAGCUUAAGCUUCCGCUGACAAGCGGAAGGAAAGACGAUAACCAUCCCAGCGUCACCUUCAUGAAGUUAGCCGGCGCCCAAUCGGAUCCAGCAGAACCGCAAACAAGACGAGAGGUAUGCAUCGUAGCUAUUAUUUUGUCUGCGGCAGCAACUAUCUCUAUUUGGAUAGUUGUAAUAGCCGCAUUCAUCGGUGCGUACUGGUUUCUGUUCCGGAAGUUUCGUGAAGAGUGGCGCAAGUGGGAGCUGGCAUUGACUGAGGAGAUAGCACCCCGAUACUUCUCUUAUGAAGAGCUUCGAAAAGGGUCUAAUGAAUUUAAGCAUGUAUUGGGGAAAGGUGGUUACGGGACAGUCUUCAGAGCUGACUUGCCCAUCGGCGACAGCACUGUUGCCGUCGCCGUGAAGAAGCUCCACGGGGCGGAGAUGGAAGGAGAAAGAGAGUUCCAAGCGGAAAUGAGGCUCAUCGGAAGAGCUUACCAUGCUAACAUCGUUCGCCUACUCGGAUUCUGCCAUGACGGCCCUAGCCGCGUCAUAAUCUACGAAUUGAUGUUAAGGGGCUCUCUUGCCAACCAUAUCUUUGAGAGCAGGGGACGGCGACCGAGCUGGGAGCGGCGGGCGGCCAUCUUGCUAGCUGCGGCGCGUGGAAUACACUAUCUGCACUGCGAGUGCGAAACCAAGAUUAUUCACCGCGAUAUAAAACCAGAGAACAUUCUGAUCGCCGAGGACUGGACAGCCAAGAUCGCGGAUUUCGGGCUUGCCAAGCUGUUGAAUAAGAACCAGAUGAGGGCGGCCACGCGGACAUUAGCAGCCGGUACAGAGGGCUAUGUGGCGCCGGAGUGUGAGCGGGAGGUUGCUGGGUCGGAAGAAGCCCAGGUGUCGGAGAAGGCGGACGUUUAUAGCUACGGAAUAGUGGUUUUGGAGACGAUUUGCAGCAAGAGGAACAUGGAAGUCAAAGAGUUGCGGAAGCUGUCUCUUUGUGAGAUGGUGCGGGAGAGCUAUGCGGCCAACGAGCUGUGGAAGCUGGUGGACGGAGACGAAGUGGCAGCACCCGAGCUUGAGAAGCUUGUGAAGAUAGGAUUGUUGUGUGUUCAAGAGGAUCCCAAUGCGCGGCCUGUCAUGGAGGAUGUGGUGAUGAUGCUGGAAGGCGACAUUGAUGUUCCAACUCCGCCAUCAGCGCCAUUCUCUCUUUAAACUACUUAAAUUGUCCUUCUGCUAUAUAUAUAUAUAUAUAUCUUUUAAUAUGUGUGUGGAAAAGAAAAAUUAUUCUGUGUGAAAGUGAAACCGUUCAAAUAUUUAAGUUUGAGGCUUUGUAUUAUUGACGUGGCUCAUUCUGAUUGAUAUCCAGAUGAGAGUUGCGAUCAGGAUCAGCACAAAAUAAUUCUACAAAUCUUUAAUUAUAAUAUUUCAAUAUGCAACAA
Molecule: messenger RNA, 2971 nt
Organism: Dendrobium catenatum
Lineage: Eukaryota; Viridiplantae; Streptophyta; Magnoliopsida; Asparagales; Orchidaceae
Product: G-type lectin S-receptor-like serine/threonine-protein kinase LECRK4
Exons: 2
Coding region: 144-2744 (866 amino acids)
Biological process (GO): protein phosphorylation
Molecular function (GO): ATP binding; protein serine/threonine kinase activity
Source: RefSeq, a predicted model, not a curated record